Molecule: messenger RNA, 1035 nt
Organism: Sungouiella intermedia
Lineage: Eukaryota; Fungi; Ascomycota; Pichiomycetes; Serinales; Metschnikowiaceae
Source: the annotation of a GenBank genome assembly
AUGUCUUUUCAAGCUGUUCCAAUUCCUGGCAAUUUCGGUUUCGGAUCAAUGUCCUUGACCUGGACCCCCGAGCCAGUACCCUUUGAAAAGGCAUUCGCUACAAUUAAGCAUUGUCUCGACAAUCACGAUAUCAAAUUCAUCAAUGGAGGCGAAUUUUAUGGUUCCGACCUUAUUAAUUUGAAACUUUUGGGAGAAUUCUGGAAAAAAUACGGAGAGAAGUACCCAGGUGUGGUAGUGUCUAUCAAAGGUGCCAUUAAUGUCACGAAUUUGACCCCAGACGGAUCCAAGGCAUCCAUUGAUAAGUCAGUGAAGAACAUUCUCCAAUUUUUCCCACAGGAGAAGUCUAAGCGUCCUAUUCUCAUUUUUGAAAUUGCUAGAGUGGACCCAAAUAUACCAUAUGAUGAGAGUAUUGGAUAUAUUGCUGAGCACGUGAAAGCAGGAAACAUUGAUGGAAUUUCUCUAUCGGAAGUCGGCAAGGGAUCGAUUUCAAAAGCAGUGGACGUCUUCCCUAUUUCUUGUGUAGAGUUGGAAUUCUCACUUAUGUGUCGAGACAUUGUCGACAAUGGCAUCUUGGAAGUCUUGUCGAAGCACCAGAUUCCCGUGGUGGCGUAUUCCCCACUAUGCCGUGGGUACCUUACUGAGUCCACAGCUAAUGAUCCAGAAGCAUUUCAAAAGUUGAUCAACAGACCCGGAGAUUUCAGAUCACACCUAGGCAAAUUUUCCGAAGAGAACUACUGGAACAAUAUCAAGAUUGUUCAGAAGCUACAAAAAUUUGCUGAAACAAAGGGUUCUUCCUUGGAGGCAUUGGCCUUGUCGUGGAUUCUAGCAAUCAGCGAGUUGGAAAACUUCAAUGGAAUUCCAAAAGUGUGCAAGAUUAUACCUAUUCCAAGUGGAAGUACUGCUGAGAAGAUCGAUAAGAACUUGGGCCAUAUCGUGGAUUUAACUCCUUCCGAUUUGAAGGAGAUCGAACAGAUUUUGGAUUCAAACAAGGUGGUGGGUGCGAGAUACAACGAGCACCAUACUGAUUUCGCGUAA